CCUCAGCAAAAUUUCCUUUUCACCAGAAAUAUUUCACUUUUAGCGUAAUCGUUCAUUUUCAAUUCGUCAUCAACAUUCACAAGUCGCGCCUCUGCAGGUCAUGUCGCUGGACUUGGCCGUGACCCCGGCGCCGCCGCGCGGCAAGGGCGGCGGCUGCUCCGUCAAGACGGAGGCCGUGCGCAUCCAGGAGCUGUCGCUGGCAGGCGAGGCCGAGGAAGGCUCUCGGAGCUCACCUAAGCGCAAGCAGCGACCAGCCAGCGGAACUGUGGCCACAGACCUGACAACGUUUUCCGCAGAACUGCCAGCCGACCAGAAGCGAGGCAACAAACGUGCACUGUUGACGACUGUGCCAAGUGGCCGACGCGACGGCGAAGUGGUGGAGGUCGAGGGGCUGCUGGUCGUGGCGGAACAGGUCGGCACAGGGCAGGACUCGCCAGUGUUCCGAACGCUCGGCUCGAUCUACUGCGUCCUGGUGCGGAAGAGCAGCGGGUUGUCAUUGGAGACCGUGUCCAAGGACAGUCAUCAUACUGUUGUGCUGGAUGUUGACGCCAUGGACCUGGUGCACGAGCCAUUCAAGAAAGAUCGCAAGUUCCAACUACAAUAUCGACUGAAUGGUAGUGGCAACGGGUUACGAGCUCCGUCCUACGUCUUUAUGGCGUCGACGAAGGAAGAAUAUGUCGAGUGGGUGAACGGAAUUCUCAGAUUCCAAGCGGCAGGGUCAAGAGAGCACGAAAGCACGGCGAGUACAGGGGACAAAAUGACUGGUUCUCUAUCUUCAAAUUGCGUUAGAAUGCAACAGGGGACACCAGAGCCGCGUGGACAGAGUGGAGACCAGCAAAAUGAGCAAAGAAACCAAAAACUAGAGCCUCAAGUGCAGUCGUCUCUAGGUGAAUUCGUGUACGCCACGCCACCCAGUACGAAGCACAUUAUCCUAGUUCGACACGGCCACUACAUUAACGCUCAUGUGCCUCAAGUAUCAGACUCAGAGCAAGUGCUCUCGCAGAUGGGAAGACAACAGGCAGAGCAAACCGGCAAAUGCCUGGCAAUGGCACACAACCGCGUCCCUACUCGACACGAUGUCACUGUCUACCACAGUGAUAUGACGCGUGCAGUGGAGACUGCUGCUAUUAUCGCCAACAACUUUGGCGAGGUGUUGCUAAACCCGAGCCCAUUGCUACGUGAAGGCUGGCCUGGACUGCCAUACUCGUCCAAUCCUGCAUAUGGAGGAGCUGCAGGUGCACGCGACAAUAGCGCGUAUGAUGCCAUACAGGAACGAAGUCGUAUGGACGUCGAACGGAUGCAGAAAGCUUUCAACAGGUUCUUCUUGAGCUCAGGCGAAGCUCAAGACGAGAGCGACGAGGAGUCCUACUGCGUACUUGUGUGUCAUGCCAACCUGAUCCGGUUCUUCCUGUGUCGUGCACUCGGUAUAGACCCCGCGAACACGUGGGGUCACUUCGAGAUCAACCACUGCGGCAUCACUCGCAUCGACGUGUGUGCUAAUCGGCCUAUCAAGGUCACGGCAGUGAACGAGACCGGUCACUUGCCACAGUCCCUCAUCACGUCGAGCGAAGAUCAUCUAUAAGCAGGCGGUGGCAAGGGAAGCAACACAGUUGCUGCUGGAAAUAUAUGUCGUCAACGUGUUAGACAAACGCAGCGUUCAGCCUUCAGUUAGGAACCACAGAAGGCUCUUUCGAUGCUAAACUGAAUGUGACAAACUCUGUUCUUAGACAACAGAGUUACUGACGUGGUCUGUGCCGGAGUAGAAAUCCUCGUUGAACGCAUCCAGACGUGCCACUUGCUCCGGCGUCAGCUUCACUUUAGCCGCUUCCAGGUUCUCCUUCUGUCUUGCUUCGUGCACCGACUUGGGCAGCGUGGUGUAUCCCUUGGCCAGAUCCCACGCAAUCAGUACCUGGGCUGGUGUAGCCUGUACUUCCUUGGCUAGUUCAAUAAGUCUCGGAUCGUCGAUCUUCUUCACUCUAGCCAGAGGCGAGAAGGCUUGGACAUGAAUGCCAUUCUCCUCGCAGUAUUUGACUAGUGGCUUUCUCGUGAGCCACGGGUGCAAUUCGAUCUGGUUCACGGCUGGUUUGACCCUCCACGUCUCGGCCAGUUUAGUCAAAUGUGGCUCUCCGAAAUUGGACACGCCGAUGUCGCGCAGGAUGCCUUCCUUCUGCAGAUCCUCGAGCGCACGCCAGGUAUCAGCGCGCAGCGUGGGGUCGAAGGGCUGAUGUAACAGGAACAGAUCAAUGUAGCCGCAGCCGAUGAGGUCGUUGCUGGAGCGCGCACCCUCAAGCGCCUUCUCGUAUCCCCAGUGGAACUCGCGCAGCUUGCUUGUGAUGAAGAUCUGCUCGCGAUUAAUGCCGGAGUCCCGCACUGCGCGACCCACGUCGGCCUCGUUCUCGUACAGCCGCGCGGUGUCGAUGUGGCGGUAGCCUAGACGCAAAGCCGACAGAACCGACUCGUAAGUCUCUUCGCCGGCUGCGGCCUUGUACACGCCAAGCCCCACCAUGGGCAUCCGUGCCCCGCUGGGCAACGCAACGGACGGCACGUCAACGCUCAUAUCAAAAACGAUCUGCUUCUGACAAGCAGAGGACCGUUAAUAUCACUUUUAACAGAUCUUUCUAGAAAUGAUAAAUUUUGAUUUGAAUCAAAGCUACAAGUUAUAACGUU
Messenger RNA from Phytophthora nicotianae INRA-310, 2667 nucleotides. RefSeq lists its product as hypothetical. The record is from RefSeq and is a predicted model, not a curated record. NCBI's taxonomy places the organism in Eukaryota, Oomycota, Peronosporomycetes, Peronosporales, Peronosporaceae. Gene Ontology annotation, cellular component: mitochondrion. Gene Ontology annotation, biological process: positive regulation of mitochondrial fission. Bases 101 to 1582 code for a protein of 493 amino acids. The transcript has 2 exons.